UUCUGGCUCACAUUCUACGGAAAUAACGAGAAGGUGGCGCUGCGACGCUUCUACUACGCAGUGCGGGUGCGCGGAGGAGAUGUCGGCGGGGAGGACCCAGAUAUAUUAUUGACGUUAUUCCCGUCUGUACGCAAGAUAGAUUUCUCAUCAGAGCUACAGUGAACUAUAGAGCAAAUAAUGGGAAGGAGUAUACGUGGUGUUUCAUACGCUGAAAGCUUGGCUGUCUCCACCGAACACCGACUUUUGCUUUUCAGCGCUAUUUUCAGGAGGGACUAGUUUCGGGAAAGCAAGCAAGCUAGCAGUACAGGCUAGCUUCGCAGCGAAGCUAGCUUGCUAGCAAAACUGCUGCCUUAUUGUGGCCCGCAACGAACCUCCCAGCUAGCAUCCGUCGCAUGCACAUAAAGAAAAAAUGGUGUACCUGUUAAAUCCUAUAGAGAACCUGAGAAGCUACAUCAACAACCGUCCACCGCUGGUCAUUUUUAUGAUCAGCGUCAGUGCAGUGGCCAUCGCCUUCCUGACCAUCGGUUAUUUCUUCAAGAUUAAGGAGAUCAAGUCUCCAGAAUUGACAGAGGACUGGAACACCUUUCUGCUGCGCUUCAAUGAGCUGGACUUUUGUGUGUCGGAGAAUGAAACGAUAAAGCAUGGUCUGAAUGAGUCGACCACGCCAGAGAGCAUGGUUGUGACCAGCGGCCAAGCUCGUUCCAGCACCCAGGUUCCCCUCCUGCUAGAGGACUCGGGUCCCAUCAACAUCUCAGUCCCCAUCACCCUCACGCUGGACCCUCAGCGCCCGUUUGGAGGGUACUCUCGCAAUAUCACCCACCUGUAUGCUACAGUGCUGGGGCAGCAAGUUGGCCUAUCUGGCCGGGAAGCCCAUGAAGAAAUAAACAUCACUUUCACCCUGCCUUUAUCCUGGAACUCAGACGACUGUGUGCUGCACGGCCACUGCGAGCAGGUGGUGUUCAGCACUUGCAUGACCAUCACGGCGGCCAGCAAUAUCUUCCCAGUCACAGUGCAGCCGCCACACUGCGUGCCAGAGACAUACACCAAUGCCACAUCUUGGUACAAGGUGUUCACCACAGUCCGCGACUCGGAUACCAAGUACAGUCAGGACUACAACCCCUUCUGGUGUUACAAAGGAGCCAUCGGCAAGGUGUACCACGCACUCAACCCAAAGCUUACUGUCAUUGUUCCUGAUGAUGACCGUUCCCUCAUCAACCUGCACCUGAUGCACACAAGCUACUUCUUGUUUGUCAUGGUCAUCACUAUGUUCUGCUAUGCAGUCAUUAAGGGUCGGCCUGGCAAAGUACGGCAAACCAACCCUGACUUCUGCCCUGAGAAGGUACAACAGACACCAGCAGUGCUAUAUGACGUGAACAGGUGGCGUUGUCAGAGGGUUAAAAAGACAUCAGAGAGCUAUGUCAGAACUUACCUGUAACAUGGACAAACUCAAAAGAAACAGAAGAAAUAAAAAUAAACAUACCAGUUGCCUAGUGAACCUUGGAAAUACAAUAAGGGACACAAAAGCUCUGUGAAUGCAUUACUCUUGCAAUGUUGGGUUUCUCCAACCAAAGAUAUACAAGUGCCUGUAUCUGUUGUGUAAAUAUUUGUAGGAACUCUGAUAUUCUGUGCAAAACCUAUUUGUUUAUGAUUAUAUUAAUUUUAGUAUUAUUAUUAUUAUUAUUAUUAUUAUUAUUAUUAUUAUUAUUAUUAUUAUUAUUAUUAUUAUUAUUUUGCCCUUAUUUCCCCUUGUGCCAUGUCAGAACAUGCAGUACAUAAACAAAGCAGAAGGCCAGAUCCGAGAACUACAUAGCCAUUUUAAUAACGGUCAUUCGGUCUCAUUUACCAAGCAAGAUAGAAAAAACAGAGAAGUGGGUUACGCGAAACAUUUUAUGGCAUUUAUCACAUUUCAGUUAUGAGUAUUUAUUGUAAAUGUUUGGAUAUCUCAAAACCGUCUGUUUAAAAAAAAAAAAAGUAUUUUUAUCUCCCAUGAUGAAAAACAUUUAGUCACUUGAAAUGUAUUUAAGUGAACUAAAUAUGCUUGAAUACCCAGGUGGAGAUUUGCUUGAGGAUGAGAUGCGAGUUUUCAGUAUGUACUUGUCAUUGUAGCUUCAACAGGGAAGAGAAUGAAUUAAGCACUUUUCUCUGCACCAGACCGCACUGUGUAAUCACAAGUCUGACCAGAAUUUGGACAUUGCAUAAAGUCUGUUCAAAAGUAGCAAUUAGUUUAUUUAAUUGAACUCAAUUAUAUUCGGUCUUCAUCAAACUAACAAUUAUGUUCCCCUGUGUGUCUGCAAUGUCAAUAAACUUGGAGUAAAGUAUUUAGAUGAUUGCACUGUGCACAUUAAUAUAUGAACAGAAUACAACGUCAACAGUAAGGUUAAUAAGUCCCAUUAUCUCAGUUUGUAUCCUAUUAGGCUUAUCAGUAAGUCCAUUUUAAUGGCAGUUAAAUAAACGGCGGAACUUCCUGUGGUUUGUGUUGAAUAUUGUUUUUCUUUUUUACUUUAAAACAAGUAGAUGUUGUCACUCUUAAAAUAUGCUUUUCUGCCUUUUUGUUUUCCUUCCUCGGUGGCUUCAUCGCUCACCUGCCUCUUGUCUUUUAUUUGCUGCCUGUCGCUCUCCAGCAGGUUUGUAGUUUUGGCUUCUAGACUUAAGUGAUGUUCAAUACAGUCUUCUUUGUUGCACCUGGAUGAAGCAAAACAUUAUCUUGCCUUACCUACGGUGGACUUGCUUGCUUGAAAAUAGACAGGGAGAUCAUUUUCUCUGUCCCUUCUUCCACAGCCAUCCUUCUCUUUUUGUUUCUUCCAGUAUGAUGAGCCUGUGGUUUGAAAUCAAACUUGUGAUCUUCGUCCUAUUAAUGUAAAUGUCAAAUGGCCCUUGAGUUAUAAUAUUUUUGGAUGCUUUUGAACUACUUGUGCUUUUAUUUUAAGCAAAUCUUUAUCAGUUGCACGUGUUCAAAUGUUUGCAUAGUUAGUGCACCUUUUAGAUUUCUUGCACAUUUUGUGUUAUUUGCUCUUGUGAUUUUUCUUUUUUUUCCUUUUCUGUCCAAGGUCACAUGUAAACAGUCUGAUAUUGAAGUAUACAAACCUUGUUUCAGUUGGACUCUUGAAAAUACAUAGAAUUAUAUAAUUCUAUUGAUAUAACUAUGAUAAUAUAUUAAAGAUUAAAUCAUUGAUUUUUUUUAUUAUUAUUUUGUAGUAUAACAAAAUGUGCAAAAACUCAUUUGGUGUGCAAAUGUGUGUAAGGGAGUUUGGGAAAUGUUUAGAUAAAUAAAGGCGGCUUUAGACUGAUUCUCUGAAAUCUCGUUCCAAGUGACUAAGUGUCUGGUAUUGAAAGGAUACUUGUAAGUGUAAUGGUAUUUCUUCAAUGCAAGUCUAUAUUGACUUGACUGGGCACAGAAAUAUAACAAAACAAGCUCACCUGCAAAAUUUUGUUGAUUUUCACAUGAAUUGUCAUGACUCAUUGUGUUGUACUGAAACUCUUAACUGUAGCUUUAAGGAUGAAAUUCAUGCUCUUCCAGUUGUUAUAUAAUUCUUCAUAUUUUGAGAGCAUGGCUGACUUUUGACAAUCAUUUAUUCUAAAUGUACUGCAACGCAUAUUAGAUUUGCAAUAAAAAAAACAAUAAUGCUCUAAUUAGAUUAGGUUAAGAUUGUUGUCAAUGCUAAAAUCCUGAGUCACCACCCACUGUCCGCUGUGCUGUGUAGACAGAAAUGUAAAAUCUAUUAAAGUUGUUUGAGCUUGGCUAAAACUUUGCUUAGAGAGGAUGCAGUGUAAAAUCCAAACCUUCCUACAGUCUUAAAGAAAAACUGGAGAAUAAAUAACAGUCUAAGUCCGCCUUUAAUGUCUGUUAUGUAUGACUUUUCUUCAAUAGCAAUUACUGAUACAUUUUACUUACCUCUGUUAUAAUUUUGUUCCAUAAUGGAUGUACCUGUUGAAUGUACUUUUUUUAUAAGCAGCAUAAUCUAAAUCUGAGAUGCAAGAAUUCCAAGUAAAUUUAAACUAUGAUGUAGUUUGAUUUUUUCAGUUUAAAAGGCUUUACUUGAAUUGUGUUUUUGUUCAAGUGGUAUUCAUAUAUUAUAAGGUUUAUCCUUUCGUGGCAAAAUGAAUCUCUUGUCACAUUAUUGUAUCAAACACUUUGUACAUUUGUUUGAUUUUUGUGUGUAUGUUGCUGAAUGAGCGAAAGGCGUUGGGUUUUGGUCAUAAUAGUUGUGAUACCUUUUGUUUUCCCAUAUUGAAUGAUGCUAGAACAAGUCUUCCUAAUUCUGGUGUGGAUCAUAUUUCAGCAUGGAUCUGUUGCUUUAGCUGUCAUCACUAUCUCCUGUGCUUUCACAGUGGGACUCGUGCUUUUUUUGUUUUUUUUUGGAAGAUCUGGCAGCUCCUAUUGGACGCUUGGAAAUUUUGGGUGUUGGAUGGGAAGCAGGUGUGGUUGACAGGGGGUGUGUGUGAGUGCAGGGAAAUUGAAAAGGUGAAUGAAGCAUGCCAUAUUUUUGCUAAACCAUCAUAAUUUUAAUGUCUGUGACCUGCAUUUACCUGCUUCUUAUCCCUCCUUGUGUUGAGUUACUAUUUUCAUCUUUGGUUAGAAUUGCAUAUCUAUAAUGCAGUGCAAAAUGCCUUAACAUUGUCCAUUUUCAUUUAAGUUUUCUUUGUUUCACAUAUCGCAUAUUGUAAAACACACUGGCUUUACAGAAACAAAUCCAAACAAUACCUAUUUUAUCACUUCUGAGCUACAAGAAGCUCAAAUUACCAUGCUUGUUAAGUGCACAUGUAGAGAAAUUUAUUUUCAAGGAGCAGAUGCUUGCUGUUGUAGUUUUUAAACUACUCCACUAUAUCACUAAAGAAUAGAGUAAAAACAGGAACCAUAUUCUCCUUAGUUGCAUCAUCUCACGGUGUUCUCGGCUUUACAUUAAGCAAAACACACAAGUCUCCGAUAUAAGGCUGCCAUUUCACCUUGUUAUCCUUUCUGUCAUGUUAGGAGCGCUUACAGGCAAGUAUUAAGCCAACUCUGUGCCUUCUGCACUAUCGAGCUGCAUCCUUCUCCCUGUACAUACAGUAGAUAGGACCAUAGGUUUAAUGUGGCUAGAACGUCAUUCAAACCCUUUUCCUCUCCAGUGGAACUGCUGUAAAUGAACUCAAGUUUAAAUAAACUGUCUCUAAAGUUCAA
Messenger RNA from Siniperca chuatsi (mandarin fish), 5158 nucleotides. RefSeq names its product transmembrane protein 248 (gene tmem248). The transcript has 7 exons. NCBI's taxonomy places the organism in Eukaryota, Metazoa, Chordata, Actinopteri, Centrarchiformes, Sinipercidae. The coding region runs from base 410 to 1435 and encodes 341 amino acids. The record is from RefSeq and is a predicted model, not a curated record.